Messenger RNA from Lactuca virosa, 1254 nucleotides. Lineage: Eukaryota; Viridiplantae; Streptophyta; Magnoliopsida; Asterales; Asteraceae. The record is from the annotation of a GenBank genome assembly.
CCUAUCCUUUCACAUUCGCUGUGAUUCCAUAGCAUUCAUCUAGUACUUGUUUAUCAAGUAAAUGGAAGAAGUGAGAAAUCAUCAGGUGAUAUUGAAGGAUUACGUUAAUGGAUUCCCCAAGGAAUCAGACAUGCUCCUUAAAACUUUCGCCACCAUCCCCCUCAAACUACCACAAGAUUCCAAUGGCAUCCUCGUCAAGAACCUUUAUCUCUCCUGUGAUCCAUACCUGUGUCUUCUGAUGAGCAAAGGUCUAGUCGGUUCCUUCACUCCUGGUUCGCCCAUAACAGGAUUUGGAGUCGCUAAAGUUGUGGAAUCUGGGCAUUCAAACUUCAAGAAAGAUGACCUAGUUUGGGGAUUGACUGGAUGGGAAGAAUACACCAUUAUCACUACUCCGGAGACCCUUUUUAAGAUUCAAGAUACAGAUGUCCCUCUUUCAUAUUAUACAGGAAUCCUUGGUAUGCCUGGUAUGACUGCUUAUUAUGGCUUCUAUGAGAUAUGUGCUCCGAAGAAAGGAGAGUAUGUCUUUGUUUCAGCAGCUUCUGGGGCAGUCGGUCAGCUUGUCGGGCAGUUUGCAAAGCUGACAGGAUGCUAUGUUGUUGGGACUGCUGGAACCAACGAAAAGGUUGAGCUGCUGAAGACCAAAUUUGGAUUUGAUGAGGCUUUUAACUACAAGGAAGAGCAAGAUCUGGAUGCAGCUCUCAAAAGGUACUUUCCAGAAGGAAUUGAUAUAUACUUCGAGAAUGUUGGUGGGAAAAUGUUGGAGGCAGUGCUUUUAAAUAUGAGAGUAAAUGGACGGAUUUCGGUUUGUGGAAUGAUCUCACAAUACAAUUUAAAUCAAGAACAGGGUGUGAGGAAUUUGUCAAGCAUAAUAAUGAAAAGACUUCUUGUGAAGGGAUUUAUUAUAUUUGAUAACUUUGACUUGUAUCCAAACUAUCUUGAAAUGGUUAUACCUUUGAUAAAAGAAGAGAAGAUAUGUUACAUAGAAGAUGUUGCAAAUGGGCUUGAAAAUGCACCUGCGGCUUUGAUCGGGCUUUUUUUGGGCAAAAAUGUUGGGAAGCAAGUGGUGUUUGUGGCCCGUGAAUGAGUGGAUUUGAUAUCUUUAUGUAUACGUAGCAUAAAUGUUUUUUAUAAAUAACUAGAAAAGAUUCCCCGGCGUUGCCGGGUCGGAAGGUAUUGCUUUGUAAAGUAAAGUAGCAUGUUGGUUGUUUUUUGUCCGUUAAUGUGAGGGUAAUUUGGUCUUUUCAGGUAGUAGGG